Paramecium tetraurelia is the source of this 117-nucleotide messenger RNA. RefSeq lists its product as uncharacterized. NCBI's taxonomy places the organism in Eukaryota, Ciliophora, Oligohymenophorea, Peniculida, Parameciidae. The transcript is spliced from 2 exons. The record is from RefSeq and is a predicted model, not a curated record.
AUGAUAUAAAGUGAAUAUCAUCCUUCUAAUAUCACUGUACAAUAAAAACCUGAAUCUAUUCUAUUUUAACAAAAAAAAGUUGUUGAGUUCUUAAAGGAAAUAAAAAGUGAAAAAUGA